UCCGUAAACAUCCUAAACGUCACUUCCUGUUACAGUCAGCUGCAAAACAUAGGUAGAAGGUCUUCAGUAAUAUUUCGUGCAGUGGGUUAUUUUUAUUUUAGAACUCGUGCUCGUCCUCCAUUUUGUUUCUGUUAUAGACACGUUCAAAAUAUUACCUGUGACUUCAGUUAUGAAGGGCCCCAGCGUAGAGAGCGGCGAGAUGGAGGUAAUGGACGAGAGCACUACAUCACCCACUGAUCCGAACAGCGACGACCUCCCACCGUACCUGCGUGAAGAUCCACCAGAAGAUUUGGACAAGGACCAUCCAAAGAGCGAAGGGGGCGUGGUCUGGAGAAUGACAGGCGGCCUCUUUAACCUGACCAAAGGAGCAGUGGGCGCCACUCUUGGAGGAGUGGCCUGGGUGGGGAGCAAAAGCUUCGAGCUGACCAAAACGGCCGUGACAAGUGUCCCAGCAGCCGGGGUGGGAUUGGUCAAGGGCAGCGUCUCCGUGGUAACAGGUGGAGUCGGGGCAGUUGGGUCAGCCGUGGCCAGUAAAGUCACGACGAAGAAGAAGGACAAAUCAGAUUAGCAUGGCUGACGGCUUGGUGCACGUUUACUUCCUUCGACAUUUCCGUUACUGUCUGAGCAGGUGUACGGUCACUCUGUUGGGUUUAAGCAUUACCAAACAGUACAUGAUGCUGAUCGAGAUCAAAUUUCUGGCUGAAGUUGCCCUCUUGUGCCUGACGUUACAAACAUCAUUAGCACUACAAAUGGCACAAAGGGCAACUUCUGCAUUUACUGCUGGUGUGCGUUUGAUGAAUGGGCUCUCCUACUGUUUGUUUGUCUAAUAGUUUCUUUUUGCUUUGCUAAUAUUAUAGUUGAGGGAAAGGACCGCUCUAUUUACAUGACAUUGGGGGAAAAAAAUCACAGAUCCAUCAUGAAUUACACAUCCAAUCCUUACAAAAAAAAAAAAAAAUCAAAUGUGGAUAUAUGGCGUAUUUGUACAUUAGGACCAACCAGUGUGAAAUCGAAGUUAAGUAUUACUGCAUUUAUGUCUUAUCAUUUUCCUAAUGUCUCUUCAUGAGCUGGGUCAGGAAACUAAAACAAAACAUAUGCACAUCCCAAUCCUGGAAAGCACUCGUUUAAUCAGAGGCUGUGUAUAAAUCCUGCAGUUGAUCAUUUUCAUGAACAAAAAAAGCCCUAUCCAUUCCAAACGCAGCACACUUACUGUCUUGAAACUUCGUGUCUUUGACUGAAUGAAGGAAUGUUGUGACACUAACGUUUCCUAAUAAUGCUGAGCCACAUGAGACAUAUGCUAUAUGAUUUUUAGAAAUUGGGAUAUUUUUCUUUCAGGUUAGCAAUGAAUGAAUAAGGAGACGCAGAAUGUCAUUUCUAUGCUUUUCAUCAGGCAUGGACACUACUAUUAUUCUUCACACUGCAUAUGGGGGGAAAAAAAAAGAGAGAAAGACACACUCCCAUACAACACCAACAUUUCUAUACUGUGAUAUUUGGCUACCCCUUCAUUUUGAUUGUUGAUAUCAUAUUACCUGUACCUGUCUCACUGGGCAGCACCUAUAUAGGCUUAGUAAGCUGACUAGCAUGGCUAGCUAGCUGAUUUAAAAAAAAAAAAAAAACUACUUAGUGAGGACCUUACAUAUGAUAUUUUCCUGUUGAAAGUAGAUGUAUGUAAAGGCGAUAUAAUUUUAUGACCCACAAAUCUUUAAUUAGAUUAGUAAAUCUGCAAGUGUGUCACAGAUACAAUCCUUUCAUUAUAAUUACAAAUCCAAAUUUACGCCUUUACAGUUUUGUGUUUACGAUCAGGAAUCACAACGGUACGUUUACGCAUUACCUUCUACACGUCCAAACGACUUGAUUACAAGAGUUUUAACUGAAACGGUUUACUAUUGUUACAUCACACUGUUGGUACGAACUUUUUUACUAGGGAUACUAAUUAGCUCGGACGGAUACAAAAUGCAAAAUAAGGAAUAUGAAGGAAUGUAAAACAGAGCAUAAUAGAGUGCAGUGUCCUAUAACGCUAACGCUAGCAAACGCAAAGUCACCUUGUACUUAAACACUCCAUCGAGCAAAAAUGAAGACGCUUUUCAGACUCAAAUAAUGUCUUUAUGUGCAACGGGGUAGCUCCACAGCUCAUAGCCGAAAUGUUUCCCAAAGACUUUCUGCCUUUUGGUUUCAUCGCCAGAGACAUUAUGAAGAAAGGAUAAAGAUUACGGCUGCAUAAAGUCGCCUGUGCCAGGGAUUCAAGUACUCUUUUAUUUUUAAUAGUCUGUAUUAAUGCAUGUUAGUUGGCACAUUUUAGUCUAGGUUACUCGGCCUCCAGUAAAGAGCUAUCACUUGUCUGGUGGGCUAGUUAAUGAAUUUAUGAUUUGUCCACCCCUGUACUAUGAGUCUUAUGAGCCAUCAACUGAGAGCUAUCGAAACUGCAUGCAAAAUUGUUUUCUGUACCGUGAGACGUAGCUCAGUGGUUGAGGCACUGUGCUACUGAUGGCCCUUAACCCUCAAGUGCUUAGUUAUAUCCUGUCUCAAAAGUGUCAGCCAAAUGAGGUCAAUGCAAACGUGAGAAAAAUUCAUCGUAAAUGUGGAACGAGAACCUGAAAUUUCUGUUACAAGUCAACCUGCAGAUUUACAAGUUUGACUAUCGAUUUGUAAUUCAUAAAAUUGCCAUUACAUAUUCACAUGCAAUUACUUCUGACAGGAAAUUAGCUCUGUAUCAUGUUGCUUUACAUAAUGACUACAUUUAAGCAAGAGAAUAAUUUCUGGCAAUCUGCAUACAUAUAUCUCUACCUACUGACAGAAUAUCAUGUUACGUUUUAUUGCUGUUUAUCGGCAAAAUUGUCCUGGAACGUUUACAGGAGACCAAGAGACCACAUUUACUCUGCAUCUAAUCUGAAUGGUGUUAAAUUCUGGAGAGAAGUUUGGUUUGGGUUUCUUAGUUAGGCUCUAAGUAAUUGUCCUGUCUGCAGUGCACAUCAACCAGAUUUGCGUCAUAAUUCAUAAAGCUGUGACAGAAAUCAGGUAGACCAUGUGGAAUGAGAUGUAGUUACAGUAUAUGGAAAUUUACCUGCUAUUAUGGUUAGGAGAGUUGGGCCACAAAUCCAGCACCAAUAUAUUUUUCUGUAUUUUCUCCCAUCCACUGUAGUUUAAACAGAUCUCCUACACAGUGUGCUUUCAGUUUCUCCUCCUUUCUGUCUCUUCAUACUCUGAUUUAUCUGUGUGCUUUUUUUCAUGUGCACAAUUCCUAGCUUCUCAUGACGUGUUGCAUGCUCCUCCCCGCUGUAUGCUGUUCAACUCUCUUAUCAUCUGUAUCCAUCUCCAUGAUUUUGGUGAGUGAGCUGUUAUGUUGGAGGCUCUGUUACUCUAAACUGAACUUUAGAAAAGUAGAUUUUUUUGUCUAUUAUAGAACUAUUUUUGCUAAAUUGAUGCUGUAUUCUACAAUUAAAGCAAUUCUGUAUUUUA
Messenger RNA from Pangasianodon hypophthalmus (striped catfish), 3453 nucleotides. RefSeq names its product Transmembrane protein 263-B-like. Lineage: Eukaryota; Metazoa; Chordata; Actinopteri; Siluriformes; Pangasiidae. The record is from RefSeq and is a predicted model, not a curated record. The coding region runs from base 170 to 568 and encodes 132 amino acids. The transcript has 3 exons.